UAAACCCGAAAAGGGAAGAAAGCAAGCAAGCAUCGAAUUUUCUAUUCCUCUUUUCUCUUUUGAUUUUUCAUUUUUCUCGGAAAAUUUUGGAAUGGAGGGAGGCGGGUCGGAGCAGCAGCAGCAGGGGACAGUGACGUGCGGGUCGUGGAUCCGACGACCCGAGAACAUGAAUUGGGUGGUGUUCGGGAAGUCUAGGGGUAAAGAAGACUCCAGUUCAGUUCUGACCAUCUUCUCCUUCGACCCCAAGACCACUUGUCUCUCUUCCUCUCCUCUGGCCACUUAUGUGUUUGAAGCGGUGGACGGUGAUCCUGUUUCGAUUGCGGUGCACCCCAGCGGGGACGACGUCGUUUGCUCCACCUCCAAUGGUGGCUGCAAAUUGUUUGAGUUAUAUGGGCCAGAAUCAAAUGCCAAGCUGUUGGCAAGAGAAUCAGCUCCUUUGCAAGGAAUUGGUCCACAGAAGUGUCUAGCUUUUAGUGUCGAUGGAUCUAAGUUGGCUACCGGCGGUUUGGAUGGGCAUAUGAGAAUUCUGGAGUGGCCAAGCCUGUCCAUAAUUUUAGAUGAACCUAAGGCGCAUAAUUCUGUCCGUGAUAUGGAUUUCAGUUUAGACUCAGAGUUCUUAGCUUCGACAUCUACUGAUGGCUCAGCAAGAAUAUGGAAGACGGAAGAUGGUGUUCCUGUGACUACUUUGACUCGCGACUCAGAUGAAAAGAUUGAACUCUGUUGCUUUUCUAAGGAUGGGACAAAACCCUUUCUAUUUUGCACAGUUCAAAAAGGUGCAAAAGCUUUAACUUCAGUCUGGGACAUAAGUACAUGGAAGAAAAUUGGACAUAAAAGGCUUCUUAAAAAGUCUGCUGCUGUUAUGUCUGUCAGCAAGGAUGGAAAAUAUCUUGCUCUGGGAAGCAAAGAUGGAGAUAUAUGUGUGGUUGAAGUUAAGAAAAUGGAGAUUUGCCACUGGAGUAAGAGGCUACACCUGGGAACUUGCAUUGCCACUCUAGACUUCUGUCCCACUGAAAGGGUUGUGCUCACCACCUCUAGUGAAUGGGGAGCUGUGGUGACCAAGUUAAAUGUUCCUGCAGAUUGGAAAGAAUGGCAGAUCUAUUUGUUGCUUUUAGGGCUGUUUUUGGCGUCCGCCGUUGCAUUUUAUAUCUUCUUUGAGAAGUCUGAUAAUUUUUGGAACUUCCCUCUUGGAAAAAAUCAACCAGCAAGACCUGAAUUCGGGGCAUUUAUAAAAGAUUCACAGCCUUCUGACGAUAGAAACAUUUGGGGUCCUGUAGACAUGUGAAAAUUUUAAUCAUCCUGUGUCUACCAACAAUGCAAUGUAACAUCAGCAACUGGAUGCAAACUAACCUCUUUGUGGCACAUUGUUUGUUAUUUGUAGUAUUCAGGGAGAUGCAGAGAAACAUAUUUAUUUCGGAAGUAGUGAGUUUGUGUCAUGUCUAAACUUCUUCGUUUAAUUAUGAAGCCAUUCUUGAUUAUGGAUAAGCGACUUUUUUGGCUUA
Rosa rugosa (rugosa rose) is the source of this 1499-nucleotide messenger RNA. Its product is annotated as SEC12-like protein 1. Gene Ontology annotation, cellular component: endoplasmic reticulum membrane. The record is from RefSeq and is a predicted model, not a curated record. Gene Ontology annotation, molecular function: protein binding; guanyl-nucleotide exchange factor activity; GTPase activator activity. Gene Ontology annotation, biological process: protein secretion. The transcript has 10 exons. Bases 92 to 1282 code for a protein of 396 amino acids. Lineage: Eukaryota; Viridiplantae; Streptophyta; Magnoliopsida; Rosales; Rosaceae.